AUGCCAGGUCCCACUCCCAGCGAUCCUUGGGGCCAGCUUGACGAUGUGGAUGGCACGGCUUGCUACACGACGCUGGGACUGGACAAGCGGUGCAGCCAGGAAGACGUCAAAAAGGCCUACCGGCGACUGGCGCGCACGCUGCACCCAGACAAGGGUGGGCGGCCCGAGGCCUUCUCGGCCCUGCAGCACGCCUUUGAGGUCCUGAUCGACCCCAAGCGGCGGGCGGUGUACGACACCUGGGCGGCCCAGCUGCAGUACCGCAGCGUGCGCAUCGUGGCACAGCAAGCGGGGCGCGGCGGCGAGGACAUUCUACUGGAUGAGUUUGAUGCGCUGGGGCUGCACUGCGAGCCGGCCACCCAGCUGGUUGUCACCUGCGAGGUGUGCGGCCGGCCCGCCACCAAGCAGUGCUGGACGUGUGGCAUGCCCAUCUGCGAGUUCUGCACCCUCAAGCAGCACUGGAAGGACAACUUCCCGCUGCACUGGCCACUCAUCAACUCGGACCACAUGCGGGAGCGCCUGGCUCGGAGGGAGCUGGAGAAGAAGCGGCUGGAGGAUGCGAGCCAAGCAGCGCUGGAGGGCCCCAACCACCGCUCGGAGCGGGAGCUGAGGGACGUGCGGGCCUUCAAGGCCGCCGCGCAGGCGGCGCUGGCGGGGCCCGACCCCCGUGGGACUCCUGUGCAGGGCCUCACCCGCUUCUACAUGUGGGCCCAGACCGAGCGGGCCGUUCUCAUCGCGGCGCGCGUGCCCACAGGGUAUGCGGAUCGGGAGCUGGUGGUGGAGGCGAGUGCCGCCGGCCUACUGAUCCAGAGUGAGGAGUCGCCAGCCCUCAUUGACCGCGACUGGGCCUUCCCCGUGCUGGCAGGUGCCCCCGUGGAGGUCUCCAGGACCGUGGACAACCGGUUCUGCACAGUCAGCGUCACGAAGGCUGAAUACGGCCAAUUCUGGACGCGGCUGUUCAGGGGGGACUCUGACGGCCUGCGGUGCCUGGAGCCCCCCUACCGCCUCACAGAUGGCCCGGAUGAUGUGGUGAUGGAAGUGACCCUGCCCUUCUGGAUCGAGCCUGCCGACGUCGGGGUCGUGUUCUCGGAGACCGGCGUCGAUGUGAUGGUCCGCAACACGCUGCACGUCUCGCGCACGUUCUGGAGGAACGAGGAGGAGGCAGGCCGGCGCAGGGCCUACGCUGCUGUGGACGUGGAUGAGUGCCUGUGGUCCCUGGACGAGGAGGAGCUGGGCGGGGAGGCGGUGCGCAUCCUCAUGGUCACCUUGGCCCGGCCCGAGCUGACGGAGGAGGAGAUCACGUGGAAGAAAGGCCAACGGCAGGACAACCGGUCCAAGGAGCACCCUGGGAUGCUGGGCCGGCGGGGCUACCGCUUCUUCAUCGAGGAUGAGGACGAGUUUGAGCUGGAGGACAUGCUCCAGGCAGCCUGCUUUGCGGAGGCGGGCCGCACCUUCGUCCCCGCCAAGCCCUGGGAGGCGGGGGCCCAGCCGCGGUGGGUCGACGCGGCGCAGGCACUGCCGAAGACCGUGCAGGCCCUGCUGGCGCAGCUACCCCGGCCCGGACCCGAGCCGGCCGGCGGCUGA
Molecule: messenger RNA, 1581 nt
Organism: Auxenochlorella protothecoides
Lineage: Eukaryota; Viridiplantae; Chlorophyta; Trebouxiophyceae; Chlorellales; Chlorellaceae
Product: DnaJ protein-like protein
Exons: 10
Coding region: 1-1581 (526 amino acids)
Molecular function (GO): zinc ion binding
Source: RefSeq, a predicted model, not a curated record